UGCAAAUAUUGAACAAACAUGCAUUCUGCUUAUUACAGUUAUUUUAUUUGCAAACAUGCUGCAAGUUGGCACCGUUGUUAGUCGCUUUACGUGUAUUAGGAUGAAGUGGCAAGUACCUCUUUUAUCUGUUAUAAUAGUUCUAUGUCUAGAAGCAGGAAUGGCAAAAGAAAUACGUCCGUUGAAUACCGAAGCUGCACAAAGAACUGCGAAAUUUUUCGGCGUAGGACUGGUGAGAUUCCAGAAUGCACCAUGUAAAAGUGGAAGUAAUUUGGACGGUACCUGUUAUAGGCGAAGACAAUGUGCAGAUAUAAACGGUGCUGCAGGUAGCAACUGCGCUUCCGGUAUUGGUGUUUGCUGUAUAAUUCAAAGGACAUGUGGAGACACAUCGAGCUGGAAUAGUACCUAUUUCUCGAACGCAAAUUUUCCAACCGCUGUGACGGGAAAUACAAGAUGUGUCAUGACAAUCCAAAGAUGCAAUCCAGAUAUAUGUCAGGUCAGAAUAGAUUUCCUCAGUAUGUCUCUCGCCCAGCCGAACGCCACUGGGGUAUGCACGACGGACGCACUGCUGAUUACGGGGGGCGCAGGGAAUGUUCCUGUUAUUUGUGGAGAGAAUACAGGACAGCACGUGUAUGCGGACUUUAAUGGAAACGAUAAUAUUGUCAUGACGAUUACUACAGGGGCUUCCAGCAAUUUGGGUAGAAACUGGAACUUCAAAGUUACGCAAAUUGCUUGCGCAUGUCCGACAAGAGCACCCUCUGGUUGCCUCCAGUUCUUCAACUCAACUUCAGGAACCGUCAAUAGUUUCAACUUUGGUACUGGCGGUAACAGUAUUGACCCGAAUACUGGCUUACCAGGAACCAGGCAGCUUGUUAAUCAGAACUACGGAGUUUGCGUUCAUAUGUUACCUGGAUAUUGCUCUAUCCGAUGGAGCUCAAACAACUUCGUGGUAUCUGGCGUACCGCAGGCGAACUUUGGAGCACUUACCAACGGCGAUUGCACAACAGAUUUCGUUGUCAUCCCGAAUCCGUCUUACAUAAACGGUACACCUGUCAACUCUGACAGGUUCUGCGGAACAGCAUUUAAUACCGUCACCACUUCUUCAAAACCGUUCGUCAUGACGGUGGUGACGAACGGAGACGAAACAAACGACGUUCGAAAUGAAGGAUUCUCGAUGAUGUUUACUCAGCUACCUUGCACGAAUGAUGUUAUCGCAGUGGGAAGAAAAUAAACAAAUUAUAUGAAA
Acanthoscelides obtectus is the source of this 1243-nucleotide messenger RNA. NCBI's taxonomy places the organism in Eukaryota, Metazoa, Arthropoda, Insecta, Coleoptera, Chrysomelidae. The record is from the annotation of a GenBank genome assembly.